AAAACACAGACAAGAAGGAUAACUGGAAAGGCUCUUUUUCACUUCCAACUGGUUGAGUGUACUAGAAGCAGCCAGGAUGUCGGGGGCUUCAGUGAAGGUGGCUGUUCGGGUCCGGCCUUUCAACUCCCGAGAAACCAGCAAAGAGUCCAAAUGUAUCAUCCAGAUGCAAGGCAAUUCUACCAGUAUUAUCAACCCAAAGAAUCCUAAGGAAGCACCAAAGUCCUUCAGCUUUGACUACUCUUAYUGGUCCCACACGUCGCCCGAAGAUCCCUGCUUUGCAUCCCAGAGCCGUGUGUACAAUGACAUUGGGAAGGAGAUGCUCCUGCACGCCUUYGAGGGCUACAACGUGUGCAUCUUUGCCUAUGGCCAGACUGGAGCUGGCAAAUCCUACACCAUGAUGGGCAAGCAGGAGGAGAGCCAAGCAGGCAUCAUUCCCCAGCUAUGUGAAGAGCUGUUUGAGAAAAUCAAUGACAACAGCAAUGAGGAAAUGUCCUAUUCUGUAGAGGUGAGUUACAUGGAGAUUUACUGUGAGAGAGUCAGAGACUUGUUGAACCCCAAGAACAAAGGGAAUUUGCGGGUGCGAGAACAUCCUCUSCUUGGACCAUACGUGGAAGAUCUGUCCAAGUUAGCAGUGACAUCUUACACAGACAUUGCAGAUCUCAUGGAUGCUGGCAACAAAGCCAGGACUGUGGCAGCCACCAACAUGAAUGAAACCAGCAGCCGCUCUCACGCUGUGUUUACAAUUGUCUUUACUCAGAAGAAACACGACACAGAAACGGACCUUUCCACAGAGAAGGUCAGCAAGAUCAGCCUUGUGGAUCUGGCUGGGAGUGAGAGAGCUGACUCCACCGGUGCCAAAGGAACGCGGUUAAAGGAAGGAGCAAAUAUAAACAAGUCGCUCACAACUCUGGGCAARGUUAUUUCAGCAUUGGCUGAAGUGAGCAAAAAAAAGAAAAAGACAGACUUUAUACCCUACAGGGAUUCUGUACUAACGUGGCUUCUUCGAGAAAAUCUAGGUGGUAACUCCAGAACUGCAAUGGUUGCUGCUCUCAGUCCAGCWGACAUCAACUACGAUGAAACUUUGAGCACCUUGAGGUAUGCUGAUCGUGCCAAGCAGAUUAAGUGCAAUGCUGUCAUCAAUGAGGAUCCCAAUGCCAAGCUGGUGAGGGAGCUGAAGGAGGAGGUGACCAGGCUUAAGGAUCUGCUGCGUGCUCAGGGCCUGGGAGACAUCAUUGACAUUGAUCCAAUGGGAGAUGAAUACUCUGGAAGUGGAGUCAAAUAUCUGAAAGAUUUUCAGAACAAUAAGCAUAGAUACUUGCUAGCCUCCGAGAAUCAACGUCCUGGCAAUUUUUCCACAGCCUCCAUGGGGUCCCUCAGUGCAUCUCCAUCCUCCUGCUCUCUCAGUAGUCAGGUGGGCUUAACAUCUGUGUCCAGUAUACAGGAAAGGAUCAUGUCCACGCCUGGAGGAGAGGAGGCCAUUGAGCGACUGAAGGAAUCUGAGAAGAUCAUUGCAGAGCUGAAUGAAACAUGGGAAGAGAAACUGAGGAAAACAGAGGCCAUUAGGAUGGAAAGGGAGGCAUUGCUGGCAGAAAUGGGAGUUGCCAUUCGGGAAGAUGGAGGAACGCUGGGAGUCUUCUCACCCAAAAAGACUCCUCACCUUGUAAAUCUUAAUGAAGAUCCACUCAUGUCUGAAUGUCUGCUGUACUACAUCAAAGAUGGCAUUACAAGGGUUGGGCAGGCUGAUGCUGAGMGAAGGCAGGACAUUGUGCUGAGYGGRGCUCAUAUCAAGGAGGAGCACUGCAUCUUCAGGAGUGAGAGGAACAACAAUGGGGAAGUUAUUGUUACUUUGGAGCCYUGUGAACGAUCAGAAACCUAUGUGAAUGGCAAGAGGGUUGUGCAGCCUGUGCAGCUGCGCUCAGGAAAUCGUAUCAUCAUGGGUAAAAAUCACGUGUUCAGAUUCAACCACCCAGAGCAAGCACGAGCAGAAAGAGAGAAAACACCAUCAGCUGAGACUCCCUCAGAGCCAGUGGACUGGACAUUUGCACAGAGGGAGCUGCUGGAGAAGCAGGGCAUUGACAUGAAGCAGGAGAUGGAGAAAAGAUUACAAGAAAUGGAGAUUUUAUAUAAAAAAGAGAAGGAGGAAGCUGAUCUCUUGUUGGAGCAGCAAAGACUGGAUGCAGACUCUGAUAGUGGGGAUGAUUCGGACAAGAGAUCGUGUGAGGAGAGUUGGAGACUGAUCACUUCCCUGAGAGAGAAGCUGCCCCCCAGCAAGCUCCAAACCAUUGUAAAAAAGUGUGGCCUCCCCAGCAGUGGGAAGAAACGAGAACCCAUUAAAAUGUACCAGAUCCCCCAACGCCGACGCCUUAGCAAAGACUCCAAAUGGGUCACCAUCUCAGACCUAAAGAUUCAGGCUGUGAAGGAGAUAUGCUAUGAGGUAGCACUCAAUGACUUCAGGCACAGUAGGCAGGAGAUUGAGGCUCUGGCCAUCGUUAAGAUGAAGGAGCUUUGUGCCAUGUAUGGGAAAAAAGAUCCAAACGAGCGCGAAUCGUGGCGAGCUGUUGCUCGGGAUGUCUGGGACACAGUAGGAGUUGGAGAUGAAAAGAUUGAAGAUGUAAUGGCCAAUGGUAAAGGAAUAACUGAUGUGGAUGACCUAAAGGUGCAUAUAGACAAAUUGGAAGAUAUUUUGCAAGAAGUGAAGAAGCAGAACAACAUGAAGGAUGAAGAGAUCAAAGUUCUCAGAAAUAAAAUGCUAAAAAUGGAGAAGGUUUUACCCCUGAUAGGGUCUCCAGACAAAGCYCAGUCCACUGUAGCUAAUGCUGUGACUCCAAACGCUGCCAGUGCAGUGGACGUGGAUAAGAGGGCUGCAGAUGAGGCCAAGAGAAGCGACAGUGAUGAUCUUGCCAAGGAGGAACGCGUGUCUCARUUAAUGGCAGGCGAUCCAGCCUUCAGACGCGGGCGCUUACGUUGGAUGAGGCAAGAACAGAUUCGGUUUAAAAAUCUGCAGCAGCAGGAAAUUGCAAAACAGCUUCGCCGACAGAAUAUGCCUCACCGGUUUAUUCCACCUGAAAAUCGCAAACCCCGSUUUCCUUUCAAAAGCAAUCCCAAACACAGGAACUCGUGGAGUCCAGGCACCCACAUCAUUAUCACCGAGGAUGAAGUUAUYGAGGUUAGAAUUCCGAAAGAAGAUGAUAAGAACAAAGACGAAGGCAAAGAGAAAGAAAGUAAAGCUGCUUGUAAAGACCCGCAGCAGCUGUGGAAUCUUUACGGGCCUCAGAGGAGUCAGGAUAACAUCCAAAUCAAGCGGCAGCAGUUGUGCGCGCCGCAGCAGCAGCAGCAGCAGCAGCAGCAGCAGCAGCAGCCAUCGCCUCAGCUGCGCUGGAGGAGCAAUUCCCUCAACAGCGGCUCCCAGAAAAGCCUGCGGCGCCAGGCGUCGGGCUCGGCCGAGUCUCUGCACAGCCCGGAGAGUUCCCAGCAGAAGCGGCAGCAGCAGCAGCGGCAGCCGCACCCGGCUGAGGGGGCUCCCCACAGACAGGAGCGGCCCGGCCCUCACAGCCACUGCGGGACCCCCCCGCGCAUCAGGCGGCAGCUCUCGGCUCCCAACCUGAAAGCGAGCAGAGAAACGGCGGUGUGAGCGAGGAGCGUGCCCGGGCGGGCUGGGCAGGGCAGGGCACGGGGCACGGGGCACGGGCUGUGCCCAGGAGCAGCCGCGCCUCGGGGCUUUGGCCGGGCACAGCUCGCUCCAGGGCCGCACACCCGCACCSGGAGCGGCACUCUGCAUGUGCCUUUCCUUGCAGUUUUCAUUGGAAGAAUAUUCUGAAAAAUCGUAAGAACUAUUUUCAUAGACUAGAAGACUCGGAGGGAGGGAUGUGGAGGGGAGGACUUCCCACUAGCUCAUUUACCAAKUUUUUUKUGUGUGUGUGUGUCUUGAAGUAUUUUUCUAAUGCUGAAAAUAUUGUCUGGAACUUACCAAGUGCUACCUUCUUCCAGUGUUUUCUGUAGACAAUCAAAAGAGGAAUUUAGUUUCUAGCAGUGAAUGUUUCUUGUGACCUUUUUCUUAGCAAUAAGGAGACUGACYGUCUGUUUAUAAAUGCAUCUGGUUCUUCAGAACAAUAUUUUCCACUCUUAACUCAAACUUUUAAUAGUAAUAAUAAUCUAUAAACCAAAAGUUGUCAGCCGAAGAGAUAUGUGUUGCUUUUUUAUAAAAAACUUAAGAGCUCUUGGGUCACACUUCCUGAGUAGAUGUCUCUUCUCCUGCUUARGUUCAUAAUUAUUGGUAUGAAAUUGCUGUGACAGUUAAACCUGCCUGAAUAGACUUUUAUGUCAGAUUAUAUAUAUAAUGCUGAAGCAAUUCUUUGGAAAUAAGCUUUUUCUAAUUCCCACUGUAUAUCUAAAUAUAAUAGUUUUUAAUUAUUUUACUGAGRUUGUGAAAAGGAACUAGGAUUUUUCAACACUCUGGUGCACUCAAAAAGCUAAUUCUUUUAUUUUGGGUUUUCAGCUCUCUUAGGCAUGAGUCUGGGAGAUGUUCUUGAAAUAGUUAUUCUUAGGAAGAUUUGUAGAUCACUACUUUGUAUUGUUUGAAUUCUCCUGUGAGAUGGGAGAAUUGAACCGUUUCAUCUUCAUGUGAUACCUCAUGUUAGUGCCUCUGGUCUUGGAUUAAACUUGAAUUCAAGACUUGUUUAAUAAAGGAGAAGGUUGCUUUGAGGAGAAAAUAAGAUUCAGUUUCCUUCUCCCCAUACUCAAAAUGCAAGAUAAAGUAUUUGAUAUCAGUUUUGCUCUGAAGGGGUUUGUACUUGCAGGCGAUUUGCUGUAACACAAGGCUUGCAAUUCCUGCUUCAAAUGGUUUCAAACAAAUUCCGGAAAAACUAGUGAUUAAGGGAUAGGCUUUGGGGUUUAGUCUCAGUUGGAGAGUCCCAAUUUUAAUGAAACAGGGUUUUUUUCUGAGUUUAGGUGCAAGACAAAGUUGCUCUUUGUUUUGAAAAUCGGUGGCCUUAACUGUAAGCCCAUAUGAAUUUUUGAGGGCUUAUUUUUCUUUUAAAUGUAAUUUGAAUAAGAUUUUAAAAACAAAAUCGGCCACUCUASCACAUUUGGGAAGGUAGGUCCACUUUACAGUGUAUUUGUGCUGUUUUGCACAAGUAUCCUGAGUUUACUUGAGGUUGUUAUUCAUAACAGAUGACCCUCGCUGGUGAUUGUAACCUGUGUGUGGCUCAGCAUAGCUGUAGGUGAGUGGCAAGUGCCUCAAGCUUAUUUUCCAUUUUUUUUGGUCCUAUCCUGCUUUUCCCCUGCCUCAGCUGGGCAUGUUGUAGGUGCUAUUGCAACACAGAUACCAUUGAGAUAUGAAUUAAUCCAGUGUCAGCUCUUACCUGCACACAGAUCACUGAUGGGAUGCUGGCCUCUGCUGUGGGAAAUACAGAGUCAGUCAAAGGAACAAACUGGUCUGAUCAGCUGGGAGUUUUAUUUUACGUCAGGUUUAAUUUUGUGUCUAGAUCUGGCUCUGUAACUUGCAUUUGUCUCUUGUUUUGGCCUACUUGAACAAAGGAAAUAAAGCAUCAUGCCCAAAAAUGUUUUGAUUCAUAAAGCAAAGAAGGCUUGUAGAUGAGCAGUACUUUCUUCAAGCUUGAGUCWGAAUUGCAAAAGGAGUUUUGGGCUGCAAGUGAUGUUUUGCUGUUGUUCUUAUUUUAGAAUCCUGUUUCAGUAGUGCRUUGCACUUCAGUUUUGUGCAUGUCAAGGGUAAUGAGUUCUUAUAUAUCCCCCAAAAAGCUUGGACUGUGUGAAAAAUGCAUGCUUGGGAAAACCCUCUUAAUUCUGUAGGUAUAUAUGAGCCAAACAGAGUUGCUCUGCACGGGAUAGGUUGUGGGAGAUGACCAAAGGAAUUUUAUUUCAUGUCCCGUGUUUUGGAGGGUUGUGGCUGCCAUAUGAAAUCACCACAUGAUUGAGCAUGGAGUAAUUCUUAGGUCCAUGGAACUGUGUGCACUGACAUGAGACUAAAAACUCCUGCUACUUGAUGCCUUAAUGCUAAACACUAAAAUGUUUGUGUGAAUUUAGUUCAGCUUAAAGCUUUGAGAAGAGCUCUGGAAAUGCCUGGCUGGUGCUGGUGAGCAAUGGGUGCCAUCAGUCUGUCCUACCCCACUGUUUGAGUGCAGCACUAGAACAACCCUGCUUGGAUUUGACAGAAAAAGGACAGUCAGUGUCAGAAUGGAGUGCUGUCUGCUUCAAGGAAGCAGCUUUUUCCCUGGCUCUGAGGGGAGAUUUAGGACUGCUCUUAUGGCAGUGCAGUGCUUCAGCUGAUAAGGGAAGCAGUGUGGGAACUGGGGAUCUCCUUGCACUAUUCACAAAUACAGCUCUGGCUCCAAAUSCUGUGCUAAUGGAGUUAAUGAGCAGUGAGACAGCUGCUUGCAUAGAUGCCUGUGUGAAAAGGCUUUUGGGUUGAUGGCAGUGUGGCAUCCGUGCUGGAAGUGCUUUUGGCUGAGUUCUGGUGCCUUUGCCAAGCGCUGCUGGGCUGGGAUUUGACAGCAGCCGUGGAUCUGCUGUGCCUUAGUCCUGUAGGACUCACUGUGGGGUUAAUGCACAUCAUUAAUGCUCCUUGCACCCUUCCUCAAGCAAUCUCAAUUUAGGGAUCUGUCUCAUUAGAGGAUGCUGUUUUAAUCAGUACAUUCAGCAUAGUUUCAAUAUCUCCCUCACCGUGUCCUUUUAUAUGUUGCAAUUUGUUCUUUAUAUGUUGAAAUUUUUCUUGGAUAUUUCCCAUUGAAUCUCUUCAGGAGCUGCCACGUGAGAAAUCUAUGCUGUGUAACUAUUUGUACUGUAAAGAAAACAGUGGGCUGCCUUUGAAUUAAAUGGGAUUUUCAGAUCUGUCUAUUGUUUUGAGUUGUCUUAAGAGCAAGCAUCUGCCUUGUGAAAAGCAGAACUGGUUUGUAUUGUAACAAGUGCUCUUUCAAUAAACUAUGAAAUACUCUUGUAAGUGUC
Molecule: messenger RNA, 6960 nt
Organism: Malurus melanocephalus (red-backed fairy wren)
Lineage: Eukaryota; Metazoa; Chordata; Aves; Passeriformes; Maluridae
Product: kinesin-like protein KIF1C
Exons: 21
Coding region: 77-3631 (1184 amino acids)
Biological process (GO): microtubule-based movement
Molecular function (GO): microtubule binding; ATP binding; microtubule motor activity
Source: RefSeq, a predicted model, not a curated record